AGUGUUAAAAUGUUUCAUAUUAAAUUAUUGUAUCAUUCUAUCAAGAAUUACUUUUCCUUCCACUUAUAUACAUCUUACAGAAAACUUUUUAUCUGUGCAUACAUAUAUAAAAGGUGGAGAUACAAAUGACUGUCAGGUUGCAUUUUGAAAAAAAUGAAUGAAUAUGAAUGGCCAAAACCAAGAUAACCAAGACACAAACUGGCACCACACUUAUUUAACAGUCAUAAAACAUUAAGAAUAAAAAGUGAGCUGUUUUGCGGAGAUCCAAAAUCAGUGUAAUUAGGAUCGUGGAACAGUUAAUCAAAGAGGAUUCUUUUUCUGGUUGCUGUAAAAAGGGUGCUCAUUAAUUUUAAUUGUUCUGCUGAUCUCUUCCAGUACUACGUCCAUAUUUUUCCAUUAUUUAUAUAAAGAUACUUUUUAUUGAUUCGUAUCUAUUUUCCAGAUCAUUUGUUAGAUUUUUCUAUAUUUUCUUUACCAUUUUUUAAUUCAUGGCAGCCAGCAUUUCGAGGCUGGCGGGCCCAUGUCAUCAUGCAAAGACAAGGUGCAGCAUAUCCAUGAGGCAAUUAUAUUAUUAUUUGGAACGCAGAGAAUGGAGCUGUCCAGAAGUGGGAAAUGUGCUGAAGAAAAAUUCCGUACCAGAUUGGCCAUUGCUUGCCACCUACCUGCUAAGUGAAGCGAGUCUCAUGAGCUCUUCAAGAUGGAAUAGAUAUAUCUCAGCGUUGCCUAGGCAGCCUUACUCACUUUUGUACUGGACACCUUCAGAACUAGACACAUAUUUGGUUGCUUCACAAAUAAGAGCAAGAGCAAUUGAACGGAUUACCAAUGUCAUAGGAACGUAUAAUGAUUUAAAACUAAGGAUAUUUUCUAAGCAUCCUGAGUUGUUUCCAGAGGAGGUUUUCAACAUUGAUUCAUUUCUGUGGUCCUUUGGCAUUCUUUUCUCACGGUUGGUUCGUUUGCCCUCGAUGAAUGGAAAAGUGGCAUUAGUUCCUUGGGCUGACAUGCUUAACCAUAGUCCACAGGUGGAGACAUUCUUGGACUAUGACAAGUCAUCACAGGGAAUAUUUUUUAUGACUGACCAGUCAUAUCAACCAGGUGAGCAGGUUUUUAUAUCCUAUGGCAAGAAAUCCAAUGGAGAGCUAUUGCUGUCAUAUGGUUUUGUCCCAAAAGAGGGUACAAACCCAAAUGAUUCGGUUGAGUUAUCAUUGAGUCUAAAUAAAUCUGACAAAUGCUACAAGGAGAAACUGGAAGCACUAAGAAAGCAUGGUUUGUCAACGCCUCAGAGGUUCCCUUUGCAGAUUACUGGUUGGCCAGUGGAGAUGAUGGCAUACUCCUACCUUGUUGUCAGCCCGUCAAAUAUGAGCCAACACUUUGAAGAGAUGGCUGCUGCUUCAUCAAAUGGGACUGCAUUGAAGAUGGGAAUAAAGAAUCCGGAGUUGGAAGAGAAAGCUCUUCAGUUCAUUUUGGAUUGCUGCGAAUCAAGCAUAUCUAAGUACAGCAAAUUCUUAGAGGGUGGUGGUACACCUGAUUCAGGCACAUUCAGUGCAAAGCAAGCCAACCGGAAAUCACUUUUGAAAAAGAUGGCAACAGAUCUAUGCACUAGCGAGCGGAGAAUUCUAUAUCGAACACAAUAUAUACUGCGGAGGCGGCUGAGGGACAUGAGGAGUGGCGAACUAAGGGCACUAACAUUAUUCAACGGGUUCAGAAAGCUCUUCAAACAGAAUCAGAUGAAUCAGACUCCAUGAUCAAAUUAUACCAAGUAACAACACUUCAAUCUGGGCAGUGUGAUGCACUGAUGCUGUUGAGAUGUCUGCACCUGGCUGAGAAUGCUCAAAUACAAUAUGAUGUCAUUCCACUUGAUGUAUUUAAACAAGGGUAAUCUCGAAAUCUGGUGAGGACAAUUCAUUCCACCACAAAAAUGCAUUCGAUGUGAUUCGAUG
This is a messenger RNA of Musa acuminata subsp. malaccensis (wild Malaysian banana), 1937 nucleotides long. Lineage: Eukaryota; Viridiplantae; Streptophyta; Magnoliopsida; Zingiberales; Musaceae. The record is from RefSeq and is a predicted model, not a curated record.